AGCUCACGGACACGUAGUGGAUUCCAAGGAGAGAACCUCCUCCAAGUAUCUAAGCACAGUCUCCCUCACGCAGCUGUGCAAACACUUCACCACGACCCCUAUUUAAGCUUCCUCUCAUGGCGUGGACAAUCCUAGAACCAAGCUAGAUAAAAUCCUCUGCCUUGCCUUGGAGCUCAACUCGACCAUGCCGUCGCCGAUCCUACCGGCCAAGGAGGUGGAGGAGGUGGUCACCGCCAACGAAGAGGUGACAGAUAUCAUAGUCCAGAGGGUGCCGUACUGGGACCCUCCGACGGUCCGGGCGCUGGACACGAGCGAGCUGACCACCUGGUCUCUCUACCGCGCCCUCAUCGGCGAGUUCACGGCCUCCCUCAUCCUCCUCUACGUGAGCAUCGCCACCGUCAUCGGGUACCGGAACCAGUCCUCCGGCGCCGACGAGCGGUGCACCGGCGUCGGCUACCUCGGCGUCGCCUGGUCCUUCGGCGCCACCGUCUCCGUCCUCGUCUACUCCACCAGCGGCGUCUCAGGUGGGCACAUAAACCCGGCAGUGACGUUCGCGCUGUUCAUCGCCGGGAAGGUGACGCUGGUGCGCUCGGUGCUGUACGUGGCGGCGCAGUGCCUCGGCGCCGUCGUCGGCGUGGGCAUCGUGAAGGGGAUCAUGAAGCACCCCUACGACGACUUCGGCGGCGGCGCCAACGCGGUGGCCGGGGGGUACUCUCUCGGGGCGGCCCUCGGCGCGGAGAUCUUCGGCACCUUCGUCCUCGCCUACACCGUCUUCUCCGCCACCGACCCCAAGCGCACCGCCCGCGACGCCUUCGUCCCCCUGGUGGCGGCGCUACCGAUCGGUUUGUCGGUGUUCGUGGUGCACCUGGCGACCAUCCCGAUCACCGGCACCGGCAUCAACCCGGCCAGGAGCCUGGGCGCCGCCGUCCUGUACAACCAGCACAAAACCUGGAAGCAACACUGGAUCUUCUGGGUCGGGCCCUUCACCGGCGCGGCCUUAGCGGCGUUCUACCACAAGAUCGUGCUGCGCGACGAGGCUGUAGUGAAGGAGUCGCUAGAAAAGCUGGGCUCGUUCAAGAGGAGCGGCUCGACCGCUUGAAGAUCGAGGAGAGGAGACCAUGCGCCACGCAUGCAUAUACAGUACAGUAUUUUUCAUCGGGGUAAUGAGGAUCGAAAAUGUUGGUGGUUGGUUUUUACUGCUUCUCUCGGCACUGUAAUGUACGGAAUCUUGCUCUAGUAUCGUUGGUUAAUUAAGCGUGUCUUUUUUUUUUGAGGUGUAAUUAAGCGUGUCUUGAGACUCUUGACGUGCGCCGUUCGUCAUGAUGCUUAUCAACUGGUCCAUUCGGAACGAGCGAAA
Messenger RNA from Triticum aestivum (bread wheat), 1357 nucleotides. RefSeq names its product probable aquaporin PIP2-7. Gene Ontology annotation, biological process: transmembrane transport. The record is from RefSeq and is a predicted model, not a curated record. Gene Ontology annotation, cellular component: membrane. Gene Ontology annotation, molecular function: channel activity. The transcript is spliced from 4 exons. Bases 185 to 1099 code for a protein of 304 amino acids. Lineage: Eukaryota; Viridiplantae; Streptophyta; Magnoliopsida; Poales; Poaceae.